Messenger RNA from Pectinophora gossypiella (pink bollworm), 1161 nucleotides. RefSeq names its product programmed cell death protein 6 (gene Alg-2). NCBI's taxonomy places the organism in Eukaryota, Metazoa, Arthropoda, Insecta, Lepidoptera, Gelechiidae. The record is from RefSeq and is a predicted model, not a curated record. Gene Ontology annotation, molecular function: calcium ion binding. The transcript is spliced from 6 exons. Bases 176 to 718 code for a protein of 180 amino acids.
UGACAGGUUAUUUAUUACUGAUAACGUCAUCUCAUCUCGGUUUUCUCCAGAACUUUAGCGGUUUGGUUUUGUGGAAUAUAUAGUUGAGUCUUGCGUUUUAUUUUUUACACAAAAGUCUUUCAGAUUUAAAUAAUCCGACACCCUAUCGCUGCUUUCGUAAUAGCCAAAAGUAACAAUGGCACAAUUCCAGUCGCCUAUGCCUAGUAGAGAAUUCCUAUGGGAUAUUUUCAGAAGAGUUGACAAAGAUCGUAGCGGCUACAUCUCAGCGGAUGAAUUACAACAAGCACUAUCUAAUGGUACCUGGAACCCUUUCAACCCAGAGACAGUCCGUCUUAUGAUAGGUAUGUUUGAUAAGCAAAAUAGAGGAGUCAUAUCUUUUGAAGAUUUUGGAGCUCUGUGGAAAUAUGUGACGGACUGGCAGAACUGUUUUCGUUCAUUUGAUCGAGACAAUUCUGGCAACAUUGACAAGAAUGAGCUAAAGAGUGCACUGACUGCGUUUGGCUACCGAUUAUCAGACGAAAUUGUCACCAUUAUGGUUCAGAAGUUCGACAGAUAUGGACGUAGCACUAUUCUGUUUGAUGACUUCAUUCAGUGCUGUGUUACAUUAUAUAUGCUAACAUCAGCUUUCCGACAAUACGACACGGAUCAAGACGGCGUGAUCACCAUACAUUACGAGCAGUUUCUGAAAAUGGUGUUUGGACUUAAGUGUUGGCCGUAAGCAGCAGUACCUCCUUCGUUCUACAGAAAGGUUUGGGAUAUUUUCUACUGUUACUAAACUUACACUUGUAUUUUAAGAUGUUUACAACUCUUUUUCCACUCGACUCGGCCUCGCCUGAGUAUUUUGGUAUUUUAAGAUUAAAUUUACAUCCUCGACUUGAGGACUUUACUCACUGGAGUCGAGCAUAACCAUACUGCCAACAAAAUAACACGAAAUUAAUAACGUCAUGCCAUAUUGGAGUAAAUUCGAGUUAAGGUUGAGGCGCUCUCUAAGAAUACAGAUUUGCUGAGUUCGAGGAAGACCUUGAGAAAGGUUCGAGUCAACAUUCUAGAAUACGGGUGUUAAUAUUGGGUGAAAUCGAAAACAUCAGCGGUCUUUAUAAAAAGCUAAGUUCUACGUCAAGUACGCCAACUUUGCCACCCAUGGUAACAUUGUCCACAAAG